Messenger RNA from Drosophila innubila, 821 nucleotides. RefSeq names its product chromatin modification-related protein MEAF6 (gene Eaf6). Gene Ontology annotation, cellular component: NuA4 histone acetyltransferase complex. The transcript is spliced from 4 exons. Bases 80 to 751 code for a protein of 223 amino acids. The record is from RefSeq and is a predicted model, not a curated record. Lineage: Eukaryota; Metazoa; Arthropoda; Insecta; Diptera; Drosophilidae.
AACAAGUUGGCAGCACUGCUUGCUUGCAGAACAUAUCGCCAGAAAAUAAAUAAACAAAACGCAAUUAAGCAAUAAAAAUAUGAGUUCUCCAACGAGUAAAAACGCCAAUGACACAAAUAAUACCAACAACAAGCCAAAGAAGUCGGCUAAAACGAAUUCCAAUGCCAAGGGCGGCACCAUGGACACACGUGGAGAAUUGGCGGACCUCAUCAAGAAGAAGGCUGAGACUUCGGAGCAAUUGGCCAACUUGGAGCGACAGAUUUACGCCUUCGAGGGCUCCUACUUGGAGGACACACAGCUGUGCGGCAAUAUAAUCAGAGGCUGGGAACGUUAUCUCACCUCAAACAAAGCGACCAACUCAAAGGCGGACAAACGAAAUCGCAAGUUCAAAGAUGCCGAGCGCCUGUUCUCUAAGUCCAGCAUUACCUCCAUGGCCAUAUGCAAUCCUGAACGCGCCAGUGAAUCGGAUUCCAUAACGAACGAAGACUCCAGCGACAAUCAGAUCUCAAUGAAUCAGAACACGACAACCGCACACGACGGUGCAACAACGAUUAAGACACAGGAUGAUAAGGAUUCGCCGUCACAUCGAAAUGAUACGGGCAGUAUUCCCGGCGGAAGCAACAGCAGCAACCAUAACAAUAAAGAUCUUCUGGGAACACCUACGUCCAAUACAAAAAGUAAACUCACAUCCAGCUCCAGUGCGACGGCCAAGAAAAGUGGACACAUCAACAAGAAAAUUCGACAUCGAUAAUAAUUCAUUAAAUUUAUUUCGAUUUUCAUCAACACGUUUAUUACAAAUAAAAAAUAAAUUCAUAAAAAUA